Messenger RNA from Prorocentrum cordatum, 1539 nucleotides. The record is from the annotation of a GenBank genome assembly. NCBI's taxonomy places the organism in Eukaryota, Dinophyceae, Prorocentrales, Prorocentraceae.
AUGCGCCGCACUGAAGGGCACCUGCCAGAGUUCAUUAACCCGAAGUUUGCGGACGAGACGCGGACGGCCUUCAAGAGCCCAGCACGUCUGGAGUGCAUGAUGCAAGACUACCCGAAGGUACUCUCCUCGAGCGCGCGCGUCGGGUUCACGCGGUAUCCGCUGGAGUUCGGGUAUUUCCCUUGCAAGAACGACAUAGCAACCGCGGCGAGGCUGUCGGCGGCUGGGGUGCCGCCACACGGCGCCGCGUCUUCGGAGGCUGCGGUCUACCACGCCAACUGCACGCUGCUGCGGCUCCUCGGAGCGGACGUGGCGCCCCCAGAGUGCAGGACGUGGCGCGGCGGUACGCAGGAGGUGGGGCCCGCAGUGGUGCUUUCGCCCAGCUUCGCCCCAUGCUUCUCCGAGCUGAGGUUAAAGCUGCCUGCACCUGGCAGGGUGCGAAUCAGCCUGCGCUCGAACUUGCUGCUGGACGGCGAUGGAAUAGUUGUCGAAUCGCUGGACCUGGACGGAGCCCUGACCGUGAAGGCCGCACCUGGCGUGCAGCUGCACAUCCGUUGUGCCUCGACGGUGCGGAACGCGGGCUGUGAGUUUGUUGCGUUGACGGACGAGGAACAGCGGGGCGAGGCUCCAGAAGAAUUGCGGAUCCGCGGCUACCGGUUGGUGAGGCACGAAGUCAAGGAGGUUAUCGUUGCCGACCCUGGCUUGUACGAGCUGACGGACGAGGGGCUUGCGAGACUAGACGCCAACGGCGACACCGAGGCUCGCGAGCAGGGCGCCCCCCGCAAAGCCGAGCCGAUGUUUCAACGCCCCUGCCGGCUCGCUGCGGGUAGGUUCCACCUAGGCCGCGCGCCGCUGGGGCCGCGAGCCCUCGCCGCGCUCGUGGCGGGCGCCUCGGCGCUGCUCGUCGCGGCGGCCUUUGCGAACCCAGGCGCGCCCGCGCCCGCGCGCAGCUCCUUGGCACGGAGGCGGAGUUCCACGGGCUCGUCCGAGCUGAGAGGGGACGAGGUCGUGGCUGUGUUCGGCGCCACGGGCCGCACUGGGCGCUUGGUGGUGGACGAGCUGCUCCGCGCGGGCUGCAAGGUGGUGGCACCAGUACGUAACGCGUCGAAGGCCGCCGAAGUGCUGACGGAGGACGAGCGCCUCGUGAUACUACCAUCAGACGACGAGGCCAUCCGCGUGGCGUGCUCGCAGGCAUCUGCCGCCGUGUGGUGCGCGGAGGGCGAGGACGUCGCGGCGGUGGGCGCAGCUCUGGCGGAGCACGGGCCGCGCGAGGGCGGCCUGCCGAGGGUGGUCAUGUGCUCGUCCGCGGCCGUGACGCGGCCCACGUGGAGCGACGCACGGAAGCAGAGGAUGCCUGGCGCGGCGGACAUCCCCAUUGUGCGGCUGAACCCGGGUGACAUCUUGGGCGGGAAGAGAAAGGCUGAGGACCUUCUUCGGAAAAGCGGCGCAUCCUACGCCAUAGUGCGGCCGACUGGCCUCAAGGAUGGCAGCACUGGUUCUUGCGGCAGGUCCAGUCUCAUGAUGUCGGCGUCCUGGACGUAG